Messenger RNA from Brenthis ino (lesser marbled fritillary), 2004 nucleotides. The record is from the annotation of a GenBank genome assembly. Lineage: Eukaryota; Metazoa; Arthropoda; Insecta; Lepidoptera; Nymphalidae.
AUGGUUUCCGGUGACGAUUUCAAUGGUGGUCGUUUACCGCGAAAAACUACUAGGUCUCCGAACCGAAAAUCCAAGAAGACUGAUGCAGACAUAGCGAAGGGUUCAGCGUUGCGAAAUGAUUCGCAACCUUCUGUUCACAAGAGAAAUCUUUAUGUGGUCUCAUUCCCUAUUAUUAUUCUUUUUAAUUUACUGAGAUCCAUUUUAUACCAGUUAUUUAUUAUUUUUAAAUAUUUAUACUCGGCGUCCCAUCGUUUUAUUCAUAGGCCUCGUAAAAACGGUGAAUGUAACUUAGAGGUGGUUGUAAAAGACGGUGUUGUGUCUACUGAAAUUGCGAACAGUGAGGAGAUGUCAUAUGUAAACAAUGUGGGUCCAGGGGACCCACUGCUGGCAAAACAGAAACAUCAUCACAGAAAAGCUUUUGAGUACAUCUCGAAAGCACUAAAGAUUGAUGAAGAGAAUGAAGGGCAAAAAGAAUUAGCAAUAGAGCUGUACAAGAAAGGUAUUUAUGAACUGGAACGAGGCAUAGCUGUUGACUGCUGGGGGGGACGAGGUGAUGCCUGGCAACGGGCACAAAAGCUACACGAUAAAAUGAAAACCAACCUAGGCAUGGCUAAGGACCGAUUGCAUUUUCUUGCAAACCUAGUCGCCCUCAGUAAGUUGGGCGUAGAGAGUGAGCCUGAACGAAGUGACAAAAAACCUACGGAGUCUCCUCUUAAGGCGCGAAGGCCAUUAGAGAAGUCCAAGACUACGCUACUAGCACAUACAGAAAGUAACAGUGGUCAAACGAAGCCACCAAACGAAGUCGCAGGACGCAAGUUGACUACAGCCGGUCGAAGAGUGCCGAGCGGUGGAGGGCCCCUGAUGAAGUCUCAAACGCUGCCACGUUCUAUGGGACGCUCGUCAUCACAACCGAACAGCUCUAACGGAGGCUACAGUAGAUAUCCCAUGAAGCCGGCGUCUACACCGCCUGCUGUAAAGCGCCAAUUAUCCAGCGCAUACCAGGUGCCAGUGAAUGGGUCGCCGGUGCGGCGCGCGGCGCCGGGCGGGUCGCAGCGCGGCACGCCCACGCGCAGCCGCACGCCGCAACCCGCGCUCGCCGUGCGCGGCGUCGACCCCAAGCUGGUGCAGCUCAUACUGGACGAGAUCAUCGAGGGCGGCCCGAAGGUUCAUUGGGAUGAUAUCGCCGGUCAAGACGCGGCCAAGCAAGCGUUACAGGAAAUGGUGGUGUUGCCAUCUCUACGGCCCGAACUGUUCACGGGGCUCCGGUCACCAGCUAAGGGGCUACUGCUCUUCGGUCCUCCUGGCAAUGGCAAGACGCUGCUGGCGCGCUGCGUGGCGGCGGAGUGCUCGGCCACGUUCUUCUCCAUCUCGGCGGCCACGCUCACCAGCAAGUACGUGGGCGACGGCGAGAAGAUGGUGCGCGCGCUCUUCCAGGUCGCGCGCGAGUUGCAGCCGUCGAUCAUCUUCGUGGAUGAGGUGGACUCGCUGCUGUGCGAGCGGUCGGCGGGCGAGCACGAGGCGUCGCGGCGCCUGAAGACGGAGUUCCUGGUGGAGUUCGACGGGCUGCCGGCCGCCGGCGCCGACCGCCUCGUCGUCAUGGCCGCCACCAACCGCCCGCACGAGCUGGACGAGGCCGCGCUCAGGCGGUUCCCGAAGCGCGUGUACGUGUCGCUGCCGGACGCGGACACGCGCGGCGCGCUGCUGCGGCGCGUGCUGGCGCGCGGCGCCGCGGCCUGCGCGCUGCGCGACGCCGAGCUGGCGCGCCUGGCCGCCGCCACCGACGGCUACUCCGGCUCCGACCUCACCGCGCUCUGCCGCGACGCCGCGCUCGGGCCCAUCAGAGAGCUGGACCCCGAGGAGGUGAAGUGCCUGGACCUGUCGCUGGUGCGCAGUAUCACGUACCAGGAUUUCGUGGACUCGCUGAAGCGCAUCCGGCCGUCCGUGUCGCCGCACAGCCUCGCCGCCUACGAGAAGUGGUCCGUGCAGUACGGCGAGCUGGGAGUC